Molecule: messenger RNA, 1070 nt
Organism: Carassius carassius (crucian carp)
Lineage: Eukaryota; Metazoa; Chordata; Actinopteri; Cypriniformes; Cyprinidae
Exons: 6
Coding region: 219-1070 (283 amino acids)
Source: RefSeq, a predicted model, not a curated record
AUCAGCGGUUAUCAUCCCAUAGAUAUGGGCCAGGAGGGGCCUACUGCGCCUUCUAGUAGGCUCAGAAGGCCGUGAUCAUCCAUCCACAUGGUUGAUCACCCACAAAUAUACAAGAGAAGACUCCAGAUCCAAUCCCAGAAUUCCUGCUCACCGGUAAUUGGAAGUCUACUGGACCAACGCUGCAACGUUGCGAUAUUUCCUGCUUAAUAUUUUCAGAUAUGGGAAAAGCUCUUAAGAUGACCACACGUUUCAGGAACGUUAAAAUUAAGUUGGUGAGGAGGUCUGUCGCUGGCCCUGCAAAGUUGUCUUACCUCAGUCAAGGUCUUCCCCAGCCCAGCUUCAAACAGACCCACCCUUCCGACCCUUCUAUUACAUCUCAACUGGCUGAUCCUGAUGAUGCGACACCAAGCUGUUCUGAGAGUGCAUACAGUAAGGCAAAGAAGAGAGAGCUUCAUGCCUGGGAUGCAGUCAAGGAUGAGAUGCUUAAGAAUGUUUACUAUGAGCCUUCCUCCCUGGGGUUAUUCUUAUAUUUACCUGAAGGCCAUGGCACCCAUGCUGUGUACACAAAGGACAUGAAGGUCAUUGUCAGCACAGGACGGCUCUGCACCGUUACAGUCAACAUGUGUGCGUGUGAACCAGAAACCUGCUCUCUGCUAAGGUAUGGGCUCUGGCCAGCAACAGCCGACAAGCCCCAGACAGAUAGCCUUCUUCAUCCCAAGCUUUUUGCGGAUGGAGAUAUAAUUGUCACACUGGAUGCCAACUUUGGCCUUGUGAGGAAGCAAAGCUCCAGUACAAGUGCGGUUGAGCCAUUAAAUGGAACCCGCAUGAUUCUUGAUGAAAAGGAUGUCGAGGAAUACCUGCUAUCACAUCUUGACAGCUCAAAGCCUCAAGAGCUGGAAAGAAAACGACAUCAAGCCACUGUGAUGUUUAACCCACAUGUACCAGACAUUGUUCCUGCAGACAACCCCUACUUGUGUCAAGCCCUCCCCAUGACAAGCAUACAGACACUGGUAUACAAUGAUGAUGGUGAUAAUGAUGAGGAUGCCCCUGAUGAUGACAAUGAUAACUAG